GUCAUUACUACUCCAUCAUCGGGAAUUCUUCACCAUCCAUCCUUCUUUCACCUGAUCUUUGCCCGCCUCGCCCCUCCGUUUCCACCACCCUGACUGCAAGUCGCAUUGUCAUUCUUAUUCAGUGUUCAAUUACUACGCUGUCGACACCGGCCUGGGGGUUUCAUCUUACUGCUUGUGUGGACCGAGAUCGGAGUCAACCGAAUAUUCUACCAAGUCGCGUCGUCGAGUCGAUCAACCACCGUACGAAACAGAAUCCGAGUCAACGUUGAGCAGUUUUCUCGGGGGUGAUCUCGAUACUGCAUAUCACGAACCGUCCUGGCAACUGCUCUAUAGUUACACGGGCUAUUAUUUCCUUGCUAGUGGACGGAGAUUCUAUCUCACCGAACUAUCUGCCGAUUUUGAUCCCAUCAUUCGACCUGCUUGCCUUGCCGACUCGCGGAACAUGAGAUAGUGCGAAGCGUGAUAUAUCCGACUUAAUCCUGCUUGCUCCAUACCAGGGCGCCCCUUGAAUUCCUACCUUAACCCGAUCGCGAUACCCUUUUCCUGGACUUUGCCCAUUUUUCCUUUUUCUAUGUCUGUCAUGGAAGCAACACUUACCCACCGUCCAUGGGAGCCGGUCUCCACGGGGCCGCAGACUCCUCCGGUCCCUUCAACGCAAACACUCCCGUCGAUAUCAACCCUUACUGCGAGCAUGACAAGCACUGCACCCCCACCUGCGGAGAAGUCACCAGGCAAUACUUCUUUGAAUACGAUUGAGCGGGACUCGGGAAACUGGUCCAUUGCUCAGAGCGCAAGGUCGUCUACCUAUUCCACCGCGACAAACGGUACCGGCAAUUACCCAUCCUUAUCCUUCCUCACGUCAACCCACCCCUCUCCCAACCGCUUGUCUGCCGUGUCCGACCGGUCCCCUUACGCCAACGAUCACUCGAAUACCAAUACUCCCUCCUCUGCCGGGGCACAGCCCUCUCCUCACUUUGGCUCAUCCCAGCCCAAUUCAGCACUGCCCUCGAUCAAUCAAAACUAUGAAGCCCCAUCCCAACGGGGCAGCAUCGCAGAACCGCCGGAAUCGCGCCGCAGCAGCAUAGACAGUAGGAUGAACCAGGGGAUCAGCUCGCUUGCCAUCAAUCCCGUUUCCGCUUCGCCUUAUCAUAGCACGAAUGCCUCGCAAACUUCGAUCGUAUCGGGCCUGCAGAGGGAACGAGGCAUCUCCAUGGACGUGAACAUGAAUCCUUCCUACCGAGGGCCUCGUUACUCGCAGGGUCAACCUUUGUCUCCACUUGGUCCGCGACCUGGCGAACAUCGCAGUUUUGCGGCUGGCCGCACUGCGCCUGCGAUCUCGUCGAAUCCUCGCUCCGAGAUUUACAACGCUGAGGCUCCCACCGCCGGUCUUGCCUAUGCGUUUCCGGACCCGGAUGUCGCUCGGUCAAACUCGAUUUCGUCCACAAACGACAAGCCGAAUAUCCAGUUUUCCCGAAAGGGAAGCACUGCUGAGUCUAUAACUAGCAGUAUCUACUCGGAAUCUCGUUUGCCUCGCGGCCAACAUGAACUCCCCCAGAGUGUUCACCACCAUUCCCUACAGCACAAACAAGUGCGCGGUCUUAUUGGAGACCCCGAUCUUCAAAAUGGCAAUACUCCCUACAGCAGAACGCCUGAAUUGAGGGUGACCCACAAACUGGCGGAGCGCAAGCGUCGCAGUGAGAUGAAGGACUGUUUUGAGGCUUUACGGGUGCGACUCCCGCAGAGUCAAAAUAACAAAUCUAGCAAAUGGGAGACUCUGACUAGAGCGAUCGAAUAUAUCUCCCAACUGGAAAAGAUGAUUACCAGUGCCCGUCGUGAUAACGAUGUAUUACGAUCUGAACUCGAAGAGAUGCGUAGCCAGCUCAACCAGCAGCAACCCAACGGACAAUCGCGACCAGCGUCCAUAUUCGAACACCACCCAAUGGCCCCGCAGCCGAAUGGCCAAACACAUGGCCCGAUAUAUACCAACUACGCCCCCGGACCUGGGAUGGUACAGGAACAACCGCGAACGUUGCCUCCUCUCAUGAACGGAUCCGUGGCCCCAAUGCAAGGCGUACAGUAUACCGACGACCGACGAUAAUUCUGCGGAUGAUGUCGGUCAGAACUUUCGGUUCAAUUCUCUUGUGCCGGACCCAUUUAUACCCUCAUUCAAAAUCUGCGUUCACUCCUUUUCUCUCGAUAUCCUUGUUUUUGUCAUGUUUCAACACCCCUGUGUUCUUUACUCCCUAGACGCGGAACUGGUUUUUCUUUGACUUGCUUGUAGAUUUGAUUUGGGUGGCCGAGUCUUUUUUUAUUGGAGCGAGACUUGUUUCUCAUCCUUGCUUUCACCAUCUUCCUCAGCCUGGUAAAACAACACCAAUGGUUGGGAGGCUUUGAGUUUUGUGCCACGCGAUGUGACGUCCGACCUAUGACUGAGGGCAUUGCUUUUUCGAUUCUUGCUUUGGCUGCGCUGCAUUCAGAUGCGCUUUUUCUUUUAUAUCUUUUGCAUUGGAAAUGGGAUAUCUUGGAUUGGGAUUGGUUAUGGGAAGUGUGCAUUAUUAUUACCUUGCUUUUUAUUCUUAUCUCUGCAACUGGGUCCUUUGGGAACUUGACAGUGCAUUUUUUUGUACCAAAAAAAUUCCAGCAGAAGCACUUGUGUACGGUGUGCAAUUUAUAUCCCCAUCUGUUUAUCAUGCUGAUGGCGCUUGGGAUGAUUUUUUGCUUUUUGAGUGGGAGCGGCCACUUUGAAUACCAAAACAUUUAACGUUUCUUCAUAUUGGCAGAAGUUCCGUGGAAUUUAUUUUUCGCAUCUUGGAUUUAGUUUUCGUCCGGGCUCGACACCGACUUGGUUGCUAGCGGCGCUCUUGGGCCUCGAAGCAGCGAGUAUUACGUACCAGGGUCAUCCAGCUCACUCGAUUACGGCAGCCGGCAUGCGUUGCUU
This is a messenger RNA of Aspergillus melleus, 2938 nucleotides long. Its product is annotated as putative HLH transcription factor (Hpa3). Lineage: Eukaryota; Fungi; Ascomycota; Eurotiomycetes; Eurotiales; Aspergillaceae. The record is from RefSeq and is a predicted model, not a curated record. The transcript has 4 exons. The coding region runs from base 572 to 2098 and encodes 508 amino acids. Gene Ontology annotation, biological process: positive regulation of transcription by RNA polymerase II. Gene Ontology annotation, molecular function: DNA-binding transcription factor activity; protein dimerization activity. Gene Ontology annotation, cellular component: RNA polymerase II transcription regulator complex.